Trichobilharzia szidati is the source of this 2381-nucleotide messenger RNA. The record is from the annotation of a GenBank genome assembly. NCBI's taxonomy places the organism in Eukaryota, Metazoa, Platyhelminthes, Trematoda, Strigeidida, Schistosomatidae.
AUGCCUUUUCAGCAAAUCAGUGAUCUUCUACAUAAUAAAUGGCGUCAUUUACUUCAAGCUUGUCAGCUGAUAUUUUUAUGGUCGCCUAAAGUUCAUCGAAGCAUAUUCUUCAAUCCACCUGUAUCAUCUACAAACAGUGGACUACUAACUAAUCAAAAUUCAAGUACAACUGAUGAAAAUACUCCAGUCUCACCGAGUUUUUCUACACCUCUUCCUCCUCCUACCCCAGAUCCAUUAGCUGCACAAGCAUGUGAUGCUCGACUUGGUAUGAUAGCAGAUGAUUUAAGAAUACGUCGGAUACCGUGUCGUAGUAAGCAUAUUACUUAUACACAUGUUAAAGAAUUACACAAAGAACUGUCAACUUUUGAUGUUUACGAUCCUGAUGCUAAUCUUGAAUUCCUUAGUCAAUCUGGUCGUAAUCAAUGGCGCAAGUUAUCUGAAAGUGGAGAUGAAACACUUUUAGAGACAAAAAGUGGUCGGCUCAUUUAUGGUCCUCUUAGCUUACUUUCUUCAUCAGCAAGUAAUUGUAAAAAGAGCGUAUUGUCGUCUAGUUCUUCAGAGAUAUCUGAUCUAUCAGACUGUGUUAGUUCAAAUGAUGACGAUGAUGAUCAUAAUGAUAAUGAUGUCGAAGAACAACAAGACGAGGAAGAAGAUGGAGACGUAAAAGAAGUGACGAAAUCAACUCCUUCUGAGAACAAUGUCAAACGGAUAUCUGCUUCGCAUAAAACUAUACAAAAUACCAAAAAUAUGAAUAAUGAAAAGAAUAAAUUAACACCUCCUUCUAAUUCUGAAGUAAAAGAACUAACGGAUAACUUUGAAGAUUUAUACCUAGCGCAUCAAAAUUGGCAUAGACGUGUACGCGUAGCCAUAGCUUCAGGUGAUGUGGUGAUUUUACGGUCUCUAUUACCAAAGACUAGCGUCUCCAGUGUUGUAAUGAAUCAAAAUCAUGAUUCCAUUGAAUCAGAAAGUGUUCACGGUGCAAGUGUUUCUCCGACGACUACAACAACAACGACUACUACUACGCCGACAGUGAUUGCUACGACCCCCCCGCCUCCUCCGACUAUUAAUACGUUAACUCCCGAGUGUACAUCCCCUGGAUCCACCAUACCAUCAUCUGAUGCCUGUUCAAAGCUAAUCAAUUAUCCACUCACUGAUGGACGAACACUUUUACAUGUAGCUGUUGAAUUUCAAAGUGAUCCAGAAGUACUUCUAUUAUUACUUGAAUGUGGAUGUGAUCCUGCUGUCAGUGAUUCUGAUGAUGUAACACCCUAUCAAUUGGCAAUACGAUUGCAUAAAAAAGCGAUGGCCAACGUGUUUCGACGUUUUCGGUUUCAUCAACCAGAUCGUUAUGAUUAUGAUAAAGCUCGUAUCCCUGCUCCAUUGAAUCCAUCAAAAGAGGCUGCUAAAGCUGAACGUGAACGAGAACGUGCUAAACGCCAGAAACAACGACAAAAAGAGAAACGUGCAGCUGAACGUGCCUUAGCUGAACAACGAGAGAAAGAGGCUGCUGAACAAGCUCGUUUCUUAGCCUUAUCAGAUAGAGAGAAGCGUGCUUUAGCAGCAGAACGUCGUUUGAACUCUGCUAGAACAGCAGCAGGUGAAACGCCUAUGGUUUUCAGUCGUUGCUUUCAAUGCGCUUGUGAUAUCACCGGUAAGGUGCCGUUCACUUAUAUGGAUUAUAAUUUUUGUACACCAACUUGUUUGAAACAACAUCGCCUAUCAUCAUCGUCGACAUCUACGCCGACUGCAUCAACAACAACUCAUCGUCCAAAUCUGACUACUGCUAAAUGACAUAGAUGAAUGACACCUCUUCUCCCCCCCUUGUUUUCUUCGUUCCUUUUCCCAUGAUUAUCUUUUUAUAUUCAAAAUUUCAGAUGAAAUGCUUAAGAAGAAGAAGAAAAUAACAGAAUUAAUUGUACUACUUAAUUAAUCUCUUAUUAUUACUACUACUAUUAUUAUGUAUGACGUAAUAGUGUUAUUUCAUCUUUGUGAAUGAAGUGUAUGUACGUAUGCAUGUGUAUAUGUAUGUCUAAGUGGAUAUAUUUUCAGUUAAUUUGAUGAUACCCCGCUAACGCCCACGCCCCCGCCCCCGCCCCCAUCCAGUGCUAACCCUCGCCUAUUAUCUCCAUCAAUAUUAUGUAAUUUAAUGUAUGCAGAGCCUCAGUCACUUUGUGUGUGUGUGUGUAUUCUCGCCUAUGCCUUACUCGACCAACCAACGGGUUGAAUUUUUGAUUUUAUUUUGUUUGGAGGAGAUAAAGCAUCUUUGAAAGAACAUGGAGAGACAGUCAUGCUUUAUUUGUCUUUCAUUGGCUUUUUUGUUAUACCCUUCCUUCUCCACCUUCCCUGGAUGUUUCUUUUUGUAAUAAGCAUUUAUAAAUGAC